Messenger RNA from Myripristis murdjan (pinecone soldierfish), 6637 nucleotides. RefSeq names its product sodium channel protein type 2 subunit alpha-like. Gene Ontology annotation, biological process: membrane depolarization during action potential; sodium ion transmembrane transport; neuronal action potential. Gene Ontology annotation, molecular function: voltage-gated sodium channel activity. The coding region runs from base 106 to 6159 and encodes 2017 amino acids. The record is from RefSeq and is a predicted model, not a curated record. The transcript has 28 exons. Lineage: Eukaryota; Metazoa; Chordata; Actinopteri; Holocentriformes; Holocentridae. Gene Ontology annotation, cellular component: plasma membrane; voltage-gated sodium channel complex.
CGGAAAUGGGAUCUACCUUCAGGGUCCCCACCUGCUGGGCACCAUAAUGGUGCUCUCUGCCCCAGCUGAGCCCCUCGCUGCCCUCUGAAGGAGCAGGAUGACAAGAUGGCACAGCUGCUUGUACCGCCCGGACCUGACAGCUUCCGCCCCUUCGUCCCCGAGUCACUGGCCGCCAUCGAGAGGCGCAUUGUCGAGGAGGAGGCCCGGAGACCGCGGGCGGAGCGCCGCAGCGACAGCGAUGACGAGAAUGGGCCCAAGCCCAACAGUGACCUGGAGGCGGGGAAGUCCCUCCCCUUCAUCUAUGGGGACAUCCCUCCUCACCUGGUGUCCACCCCUCUGGAGGACCUGGACCCCUUCUACAGCAAUCAGAAGACCUUCAUAGUAUUGAAUCGCGGGAAGGCAAUCUUCCGUUUCAACGCCACUCCUGCCUUGUACAUUUUAAGCCCCUUCAACCCUCUAAGGAGGAUAUCUAUUAGAGUUUUAGUACACUCGAUGUUCAGCAUGUUGAUCAUGUUCACCAUCCUGACCAACUGUGCUUUCAUGACCCUCAGUAAUCCCCCUGAAUGGGCCAAGAAUGUAGAGUACACAUUCACAGGGAUUUACACCUUCGAGUCCCUUAUAAAGAUCCUGGCUAGGGGCUUCUGCGUGGGGAAGUUCACUUUCCUCCGAGACCCAUGGAACUGGCUGGAUUUCAGUGUUAUCCUCAUGGCAUAUGUCACAGAGUUUGUGGACCUGGGCAAUGUCUCAGCACUGCGAACCUUCAGGGUUCUACGAGCCCUGAAAACUAUAUCAGUCAUCCCAGGCCUGAAGACCAUCGUUGGUGCACUGAUCCAGUCGGUAAAGAAGCUGUCAGACGUUAUGAUCCUCACCGUGUUCUGCCUCAGCGUCUUUGCCCUCAUCGGCUUGCAGCUCUUCAUGGGCAACCUGAGGCAGAAGUGCGUGCGGAUCCCGGUGCCCAGCAAUGGCACCAGCACCACCAGCGCCACAUCCGACGACAUGCUAUUGCUCAACAGCACCAUGAUGGACGUCAACAACACCUUGGUGCAGAACGCCACAGAGAACUACUUCAACUGGACGGAGUACAUCAGCGAUGAGAAUAAUUACUAUUACCUCCCUAACCGCAGGGAUGCUCUGCUCUGUGGGAACGGCAGUGGUGCUGGGCUGUGUCCGGAGGGUUUCUGGUGUAUCAAAGCAGGCCGUAACCCAGACUACGGCUACACCAGCUUUGAUACCUUCAGCUGGGCCUUCCUGUCGCUGUUCAGACUCAUGACCCAGGACUUCUGGGAGAACCUCUACCAGCAGACAUUGCGUGCAGCGGGGAAGCCCUACAUGAUCUUCUUUGUGCUGGUGAUCUUCCUGGGCUCCUUCUACUUGGUCAACCUGAUCUUGGCUGUGGUGGCCAUGGCCUACGACGAGCAGAACCAGGCCACCAUCGAGGAGGCGCAGCAGAAAGAGGAGGAGUUCCAGGCCAUGCUGGAGCAGCUCAAGAGACAGCAGGAGGAGGCACAGGUUGCCGCGGCAGCAGCCACAGAGAGCGGAGAAUACAGCGGGAGAGGGGGCCCCACCUCAGAGUCCUCCUCAGGGACGUCUAAGCUCAGCUCCAAAAGUGCCAAGGAGCGACGCAACCGGAGGAAGAAGAGGAAGCAGAGGGAGGAGGAGGAGGAGAGAGGGGGGCGUGACAAGUUCCACAAGUCUGAGUCCGAGGACAGCAUCAAGAGAUCCAGCUUCCGCUUCUCCAUUGAUGCCAAUCGGCUUUCCUAUGAGAAGAGAUGCUCCUCACCCAACCAGUCUCUCCUCAGUAUCCGGGGUUCCCUCUUUUCACCACGGAGGAACAGCCGUGCCAGCCUGUUCAGCUUCCGUGGCCGGGCGCGCGAUGUGGGCUCCGAGAACGACUUCGCCGACGACGAGCACAGCACCUUCGAGGAGAGCGACAGCCGCCGUGGCUCCCUGUUCGUACCGCGCCGUCUCGAGCGCCGCUGCAGCGCUGUGAGCCAGACCAGCCUUGGAGCCCCCCGAAUCAUCCUGCCCGCCAACGGCAAGAUGCACUGUGCUGUGGACUGCAAUGGCGUGGUGUCGCUUGUCGGUGGAACCUCCGUACCAACCUCCCCUGUAGGUCUCCUGCUGCCUGAGGGGACGACUACAGAUACUGAUCUGAAGAAACGGCGUUCAGGUUCCCACCAGCCAUCUAUGGAUUAUUUAGAUGAACCAGGGGCCAGGCAAAGAGCCAUGAGUGUAGCCAGUAUCCUCACCAACACCAUGGAAGAACUUGAGGAGUCGAGACAGAAGUGUCCGCCGUGCUGGUAUAAAUUUGCCAACACUUACCUGAUCUGGGACUGCUGUCCAGCAUGGCUGAAGAUCAAGGAGAUUGUUAACAUGGUGGUAAUGGAUCCAUUUGUGGAUCUGGCCAUCACUAUUUGCAUCGUCCUCAACACGCUUUUCAUGGCCAUGGAGCACUACCCCAUGACUACAGAAUUUGAUAAUGUCCUUUCAGUCGGAAAUCUGGUGUUCACUGGCAUCUUCACAGCAGAAAUGUGCUUCAAAAUCAUUGCCCUGGAUCCCUACUACUACUUCCAGGAGGGCUGGAACAUCUUUGAUGGCAUUAUAGUCAGUCUGAGUCUGAUGGAGCUUGGCUUGGCCAACGUAGAGGGCCUGUCUGUGCUUAGGUCCUUCAGAUUGCUGAGGGUUUUCAAACUGGCUAAAUCAUGGCCCACUUUGAACAUGCUGAUCAAGAUCAUCGGUAACUCAGUGGGUGCUCUUGGGAACUUGACUCUCGUGCUGGCCAUCAUCGUCUUCAUCUUUGCUGUGGUGGGCAUGCAGCUGUUUGGCAAGAGCUACAAGGAGUGUGUGUGCAAGAUUGCAGAAGAUUGCCAGUUGCCACGCUGGCACAUGCAUGACUUCUUCCACUCCUUCCUCAUUGUGUUCCGGGUGCUCUGUGGAGAAUGGAUUGAGACCAUGUGGGACUGUAUGGAGGUGGCAGGACAGAGCAUGUGCCUCAUCGUCUUCAUGAUGGUCAUGGUCAUUGGAAACCUUGUGGUUCUGAACCUGUUCCUGGCUCUCCUUUUGAGCUCAUUUAGCGCUGACAACCUGGCCGCGACUGACGAUGACAGUGAGAUGAACAAUCUGCAGAUUGCUGUGGGCCGAAUCCAACGGGGCAUUGCUUUUGUCAAGUCUACCGUGCGUCAGUUCCUCCAGAGACUCUGCUUUGAGAGCAAGCCCUUAGAUGAACUUCACAGCAAUGGCAAGGGCAACUGCAUCUCCAACCACACCUUGGUUGAGAUCACCAAAGACCCCAGUGGGCUGUACCUGAAGGAGGGCAAUGGGCGGCCAGGAGGAGGGCUGGUGGUUGGGGUAGGGGUUGGUGGGGAAAGCACAGAAAAAUACCCCAUGGAGGAAUGUGACUACAUGUCAUUCAUUCAUAACCCCAGCCUGACAGUAACAGUGCCCAUUGCUGUGGGCGAGUCGGACUUUGAGAACCCUAACACAGAGGAUUUCAGCAGUGACUCGUCAGAUGUGGAAGGCAGCAAGGAGAAGCUAGAUGUAGAGCCCCAGCCCCUCAGUUCUUCGGAGGGGAGCACUGUCGAUAUUCGGCCCCCAGGAGAUGGGGGCGAAUCAGUGGAGCUGGAGCCUGAGGAGUCACUGGACCCAGAGGCCUGUUUCACUGAGGGCUGUGUGCGCAGGUUCCAGUGCUGCCAGGUCAAUGUGGAGGAGGGCAGGUGGAAGAGCUGGUGGACGCUCAGGAAAACCUGCUUUAUCAUAGUGGAACACAACUGGUUUGAGUCCUUCAUCAUAUUCAUGAUCCUGCUCAGCAGUGGAGCUCUGGCAUUUGAGGACAUUUACAUAGAGCAGAGGAGGACCGUCAAAACAGUGCUGGAGUAUGCAGACAAGGUCUUCACUUAUGUCUUCAUCCUGGAGAUGCUGCUGAAGUGGGUCGCCUACGGCUUCGUCAAGUAUUUCACCAACGCCUGGUGCUGGCUUGACUUUCUCAUCGUAGAUGUGUCCUUGGUCAGCCUAGUAGCCAAUGCUCUUGGCUACUCUGAGCUGAGCGCCAUUAAAUCUCUGAGGACACUGCGAGCUCUCCGGCCCCUGAGGGCCCUGUCACGGUUUGAGGGCAUGAGGGUUGUGGUGAACGCGCUGCUCGGGGCCAUCCCCUCCAUCAUGAACGUGCUGCUGGUCUGCCUCAUCUUUUGGCUCAUCUUCAGCAUUAUGGGCGUCAACCUGUUCGCAGGGAAGUACUAUCACUGCGUCAACACCACCACGGACGAAAUAUUCCCCAUUGACGUUGUUAACAACAGGAGUGACUGCAUGGCCUUGGUCAACGACAGCGCCCGCUGGAAGAAUGUCAAGAUCAACUUUGACAACGUCGGCGCCGGCUACCUGGCUCUGUUGCAAGUGGCAACGUUUAAGGGUUGGAUGGACAUCAUGUAUGCAGCUGUGGACUCUCGCAAUGUGGAGGACCAGCCUGAGUAUGAGGUGAACCUGUACAUGUACCUCUACUUUGUCAUCUUCAUCAUCUUUGGCUCCUUCUUCACCCUCAACCUCUUCAUUGGUGUCAUCAUCGACAACUUCAAUCAGCAGAAGAAAAAGUUUGGAGGUCAGGAUAUCUUCAUGACCGAAGAACAGAAGAAAUACUACAAUGCCAUGAAGAAGCUGGGCUCCAAAAAACCACAGAAACCUAUACCCCGGCCAACAAAUGCAUUCCAAGGCUGUGUGUUUGACUGCAUCACGAAGCAGGCCUUUGACAUCGUCAUCAUGAUCCUCAUCUGCCUUAAUAUGGUGACCAUGAUGGUGGAGACGGACGACCAGACGGAGGACAUGGACACCAUCUUGUACUGGAUCAACCUGGUUUUCAUCGUGCUCUUCACCGGGGAGUGUGUGCUCAAGAUGAUCUCCCUCCGUCACUAUUACUUCACCAUUGGAUGGAAUGUAUUUGACUUUGUUGUGGUGAUCCUGUCGAUUGUAGGUAUGUUUCUAUCUGAAGUCAUCGAGAAGUACUUUGUAUCCCCAACAUUGUUCCGAGUGAUCCGCCUGGCCAGGAUAGGCCGCAUCCUUCGCCUUAUUAAGGGCGCCAAAGGCAUCCGGACGCUUCUCUUUGCCUUGAUGAUGUCACUUCCUGCACUGUUCAACAUUGGCCUCCUGCUCUUCCUGGUUAUGUUCAUCUACGCCAUCUUCGGCAUGUCCAACUUUGCCUAUGUCAAGCGGGAGUCAGGAAUCGAUGACAUGUUCAACUUCGAGACCUUUGGGAACAGCAUGAUCUGUUUGUUUCAGAUCACCACGUCGGCUGGUUGGGAUGGCUUGCUGGCACCCAUACUGAACAAGAGGGAACCUGACUGUGAUAGCCAGAUGGAGCACCCAGGCAACUCCUACAAGGGUAACUGUGGUAACCCAUCAGUGGGCAUCUUCUUCUUUGUCAGUUACAUAAUAAUCUGCUUCCUCAUUGUAGUCAACAUGUACAUUGCUGUUAUCCUCGAGAACUUCAGUGUGGCCACAGAGGAGAGUGCAGAACCGUUGAGCGAGGAUGACUUUGAGAUGUUCUAUGAGGUUUGGGAGCGCUUUGACCCCGAUGCCACGCAGUUCAUGGAGUACAACAAGCUCUCUGACUUCGCGGAUGCUCUUGAUCCGCCACUGCGCAUGCCCAAGCCUAACAAGAUCCAGCUCAUCUCCAUGGACCUGCCGAUGGUCAGUGGCGAGCGCAUCCACUGUCUGGACAUCUUGUUUGCCUUCACCAAGCGAGUGCUGGGCGAGGGCGGUGAGAUGGACGUGUUGCGCGGACAAAUGGAAGAGCGCUUCAUGGCUUCCAAUCCCUCUAAGGUGUCUUACGAGCCCAUCACCACCACACUUCGCCGCAAACAGGAGGACAUGUCAGCCAUGGUCAUCCAGAGAGCCUUCCGCCGCUACAUGAUUCGAGUCGCCAUGAAAAAGGCCUCAACCCUCUACAAGGAGCAGCUGAGGGACGGCAUCCGUGACCCGGACAAAGACAAGGAGGUGCUGGUCAUCAGCAAGUUCAACGAGAACUCCACCUCGGACAAAACAGACAUGACCCCCUCCACAGCCUCCCCACCCUCCUACAAUAGUGUGACAAAAUCAGAUAAGGACAAAUAUGAGAAGGAAAAUAGGGAAAAAGAGAACAAAGGGAAAGACUUGAAGGAGAGAAAAAAGUAGACUUAUUAAAAAGGAACAAAUAAAAAAAAUGCAUCAGACAUUAUUGACGAGGGAAAUUUGUUUACAGCUUCUGAGGGGUAGAUAUAUGUACGCUUGUGUGUUGGUUGUUAAGAGUUGAAACAUGCUAUGCCAGAGACUGUCCAGGUAAGCCUAAAGUGAGUGCAGUUUGGAUUUAUGAUACAUAUGAAUAUAUAGGACCUUUAUGAGGGGUCCUUUGGACAUAAGACAAGGGGUGGGUGACAAGCUUCAUAUCCAGCAGACACUACAGAGUGAGUGGAACUAUGGCAACAUGGAAAAGCCUCUCUGCAAAACGCUUGUGAUUUUCCUAUUGGUUGUUGUUACUAUCUGACACACUUGAGUGUACUGUUAAGUUGUCUGUAGCUAGUGCUGCUGCUACUACUAUAAAUCCAGUGUCUUGAAUUUAACAAUCGCUGUAUCACUUAACAAGUACUCUGCAUUUUUUUUUUUUUUUUUUUUU